UUAUCCAAAAAUUAAGCAGAGUUAUGUUGGCCCAUACAAUUUUUUAACUGGCUCCAUCUGCCGAGCGUUGAUUUAUGUGGCUUGAAUUUGUCUGGAGUGUCGACACCAAUGGCAUGGGAUUGUUGGCAUCUUUUCAGUAGUUUUCUGUCUUGGGCCUGAAGCGUCUCGGACGUUGAAAAUCACUCCUAAGAGUAUGGAUAUCUACUUACUAAUUACUAGAGACUUUAUUUUGUUCGGAUCUACUAACAUAAAAUAGAACUUUAGUAGGUCUUUUACGUGGUUAAAACACAUAAGAAACACUGUUGACUGCGCUAGAUUUUAUAAUUUGUAAUAUCAAUUGCUACAUCUUGUAGUCUUCAUUUACUUUUUCUUUUCAGAUUAUAGAGGUAUCUCUCAUAGGUUUUUAACCGUAGACAUAGUCUACCUAGCGCAACUAGAAAAGUCAUUAUGUACUAAUAUCUGGAUAUUCUUGUACACUGACUACUUUUAUUGGUUUUGCUUCUUGUCUUGUUAAUUACAUUUGGAUGUUGUCACAACAUAAAGCACGUUGUAUUAGUCAGACUUUCAAUCUGCACAUGAUCUAACGCAUAUCAGACUUUUCAAAGCAUAUAAUUCUGGAUUUUGAAGAGUCCAACUUUCGGAGGUUACUUCCAAACCGAAAGUUUAACCAGAAUGCAAGUCAAAACAAAACCCAGUUAGCUUUCAGGAUGGAGUCAUUAGUUCUAAAAUCUAUUCAGUCUAUAUGCAUGCGUAUAUCCUUACAUAAGACUAGAACCGUUGCAGCAUGUAUAAAUAGCCACCCAAUCUAACUAAUGAAAGAACCAUAAAAGCAAGCACCAUAUUCAAAUUCGUUCAUACUACUCUGAUUGGUUGCCCAUCUAGCUUAGACACUCAAACUGCAAUGGCCUUAAACUCAUUUCAGCCUCAUUUUGUGUUCAUACCUUUCAUGUGCCAGGGACACCUUGUUCCCCUGAUAGACAUAGCCAGGUUAUUGGCGGAGCGCAAUGUAAUUGUUACUAUAAUUACCACACCUCAGAAUGCUGCCCGCUUAAGCAUUUCUAUCGAUCGUGCUAUUGAGUCUGGGCUACCCAUUCGUGUCCUACAACUUCACUUUCCUGCUGCAGAGGCUGGUUUACCGGAGGGGUGUGAAACUCUUGACAAUCUCCCUUCCAUGCAUCUGAUUAGCAAUUUUUACUCUGCGUUGAGCAUGCUGCAGCAACCACUAGAGACGAUAUUUGAAGAGCUAAAGCCCCGUCCGUGUUGCAUUAUAUAUGACAGGAAUUUCACAUGGAUAGCUGAAAUUGCUUCCAAGUUUCAGAUUCCAAGGAUUUCCUUCGAUGGGAAAAGCUGCUUCACUCUCUUGUGCUGUCAUAAUAUAAGCACUUCCAAGGUCCAUGAAUGCGUUUCCGAUGGAGAGCCUUUUGUGGUGCCAGGCCUGUCUGACAGAAUUGAAUUCACAACAGGACAGCUACCUGGAAACCUCAAUCCUGGAUUUAACAUGAAAGAGACUGCUAAAAAAAUAAUAGCGGCAGAAGAAGGAGCGUAUGGCUUAAUAGUUAACAGUUUUGAGGAGUUGGAAGCAGAAUAUGUAGAAUCAUAUAAAAAACUUCAGAAACAAAAAGUAUGGUGUGUUGGUCCUGCGUCACUAUGCAACAGGGAUAAUUUUGAUAAAGCUCAAAGAGGUCAAGAGGCUUUAACGGAUAAAAAUCAAUGCUUGAAGUGGCUUGAUUCAUGGCCAACAAGCUCUGUAAUCUAUGUUUGCUUUGGAAGUCUCAAUCGCCUAACACCUCCACAGUUAAUUGAACUGGGUUUAGCCUUGGAAGCAUCAAACAGACCUUUCAUUUGGGUCAUUAGAGGAGGGUAUAAGAAAGGAGAAAUGGAGAAAUGGUUAGCAGAAGAUGGAUUUGAGGAGCGG
Molecule: messenger RNA, 1915 nt
Organism: Theobroma umbraticum
Lineage: Eukaryota; Viridiplantae; Streptophyta; Magnoliopsida; Malvales; Malvaceae
Source: RefSeq, a predicted model, not a curated record